AUGGAACACUGGAUCAAGUCGCGCAUACACCAACGAAGAAUGGGGAAUACACCAACCAAGCAUCAGCUAGAUGAGUACCUAAACGCCGGACGCUUUUAUAGAGAAAGCCAUAAUUUUCAACAGGCAGUUGAAAACUUUCAACGAGCCUUGAUAUUAGCCAAGGAACUGGAGGACGGAACGACAGAAUCCUUGGGAAACAUUGAGUUAGGGCAUGCAUAUAAACGGGACAAUCGGAUUCAAACGGCAACGGAAUACUAUGAAAAAGCCCUGGAAAUUGCAAAAGAACGAGAAUACAAACUGCUGGAAACAUGCGCGUACCUUGAGUUAGGAGAAGCUUAUAGAUUGAACAAUGAGAUUCAAAAGGCAAUGGAACACUGUGAAAAAGCCUUGGAAAUUGCAAAAGAACAAGGAUAUAAACAGCAGGAAACACGCGCAUACCUUGGGUUAGGAGAAACGUAUAAAUUGAACAAUCAGAUUCAAAAGGGAAUGGAAUGCUAUGAAAAAACCUUGGAAAUUGCCAAAGAACGAGGAUAUAAACACGCGGAAACACGCGCAUACCUUGAGUUAGGAGAAACCUAUAUAUUGAACAAUCAAAUUCAAAAGGGUUUGGAAUACUACGAAAAAACCUUGGAAAUUUCAAAAGAACGAGGAUAUAAAUACGAGGAAACUUGCGCAUACCUUGGGUUAGGAGAAGCUUAUAAAUUGAACAAUCAGAUUCAAAAGGCAAUGGAAUACUAUGAAAAAGCCUUGGAAAUUGCCAAAGAACGAGGAUAUAAACAGGAGGAAACACACGCCUACCUUGGGUUAGGAGAAGCUUAUAAAUUGAACAAUCAGAUUCAAAAGGCAACGGAAUGCUAUGAAAAAGCCUUGGAAAUUGCAAAAGGAAAAGGAUAUAAACUAGAGGAAACGCACACCUACCUUGGGUUAGGAGAUGCUUAUAGAUUGAACAAUCAGAUUCAAAAGACAAUGGAAUACUAUGGAAAAAGCCUUGGAAAUUGCAAAAGAACGAGGAUAUAA
This is a messenger RNA of Paramuricea clavata, 1017 nucleotides long. NCBI's taxonomy places the organism in Eukaryota, Metazoa, Cnidaria, Anthozoa, Malacalcyonacea, Plexauridae. The record is from the annotation of a GenBank genome assembly.